AUGGAUAAAAUAGAUCAACUGACGCCAUCACAGCGGGCGGAGCUUGAAGAUCGUGUUCGAAAUGAGAUGCUGCGGCAGGCGUUUCAGGAUCUCGUACAACGAGUGACGGAAAAGUGCUUUGAGAAGUGCGUGACCAAACCAAGCGCUACGCUGACCUCCGGGGAGCAGACCUGUUUAGCCAAGUGUGUCGAUAGGUACAUUGAGUCCAUGGGAGUUGUUAGCAAGGCUAUGAUAGAGCGACAGCAACGGUCGUAG
Molecule: messenger RNA, 255 nt
Organism: Cyanidioschyzon merolae strain 10D
Lineage: Eukaryota; Rhodophyta; Bangiophyceae; Cyanidiales; Cyanidiaceae
Product: probable mitochondrial intermembrane space complex subunit Tim13
Exons: 1
Coding region: 1-255 (84 amino acids)
Source: RefSeq, a predicted model, not a curated record